AUGCAGCAGUCCCAGCGUGCAUGGGAAGGAGAGAGUCACUCAACGCUAGGACUUCGAUGGCAUCCUCAAGAUGAUGAGUUCUCCUUCACACUGCUUCCACCGUCCGUAGAGAAAUAUACGAAGAGACGGGUUCUCUCUGAAACCGCACGGCUCUUCGAUCCAUUGGGUUGGCUCGCUCCUGUCGUCAUCCGCGCGAAGAUCCUCAUCCAAACUACGUGGCUUCAGGGGUUAGAUUGGGAUGCUCAACUGCCGCCAGCCGACGCUCAUCGUUGGCAGCAACUGCUGGGUGGCCUCCAUCUCCUCGACCGCCUGAGGAUGCCUCGCUGGCUCGGCACGGGCGAUGUGGACUCAUCGCUGCAGCUACAUGGCUUCGCCGACGCGUCCGAGCGCGGGUAUGCUGCCGCCGUGUACCUCCGCAUCGCUGGAAAAAAUGAAACGUCAGUGACACUACUAAUGGCCAAGAGCAAGGUGGCACCUGUCAGGCAAGUGACCUUGCCGAGACUCGAGCUCUGCGCCGCCGCCUUACUCACCACACUGACUCAGCAUGUGCAACGCACGCUCAACUUGGGAGAUGCACCCACGCAUCUGUGGACGGACUCGAAGGUCACGCUCCAGUGGAUCCAGGGACACGCCUCGCGAUGGAAGACCUUCGUUGCCAACCGGGUGUCUCACAUCCAGACCCUACUGCCGAACGCACUCUGGAGACAUGUGGCUGGUCGAGACAACCCUGCGGAUUGUGCAUCGAGGGGCAUUAGUCCGUUGGAAUUGGUAAAUCAUACGUUAUGGUGGACAGGACCUACCUGGUUGCUGGAGGAAGAGGCGGCAUGGCCGCUCACCGAAGUGGACACCCGAGAAGACAACCUUAUCGAGAGACGAGCCGGCAGCCUGAUGACGAGGAGCUUGGUCGUCAUGGAACCUGAGCUCCUCCUCCGCUUUUCGUCGUUGAACCACCUGCUACGAGUCACAGUCUGGUGUCGUCGCUGGCUUCGCACUGUUGCACCAACUGUCACCCCUGGACAGCCACCCACCGCAGACGAAUUAGACGGAGCUCUAUCACACUGGCUACGAGAGGUACAAGCACUCCACUUCCCUGACGAGGUCACCGCUGUUUCUGCAGGCCGCACUGUCGCAACACGCAGUCCGUUGGCCAAACUAGCUCCAUUCGCCGAUACACGUGGCGUGUUGAGAGUAGGAGGACGCUAA
Nylanderia fulva is the source of this 1203-nucleotide messenger RNA. NCBI's taxonomy places the organism in Eukaryota, Metazoa, Arthropoda, Insecta, Hymenoptera, Formicidae. The record is from RefSeq and is a predicted model, not a curated record.